AUGGAGGCUUUCCCCUGGGCGCCCCGCUCGCCCCGCCGCGGCCGCGCCCCCGCGCCCAUGGCGCUCGUGCCCAGUGCCCGCUACGUGAGCGCCCAGGGCCCGGCGCACCCGCAGCCCUUCAGCUCGUGGAACGACUACCUGGGGCUCGCCACGCUCAUCACCAAGGCGGUGGACGGAGAGUCGCGCAUCGGCUGCACCCGCGGUGGGGACGGUGGUGGUGGUGGUGGUGACAGUGGUGGUGGCGGCGGCGGCUGCGGCUCCCCGCCCUCCUCUUCCUCCUCGUCCUGCUGCUCCCCCCACGUGGGGGCCGGGCCCCGGGCGCCGGGGCCGACACUGGGGCCGCCCGACUACGACGAGGACGACGACGACGACGACAGCGAUGAGCCAGGGUCCCGGGGCCGCUACUUGGGCGGAGCGCUGGAGCUGCGCGCGCUGGAGCUGUGCGCGGGCCCCGCCGAGGCCGGGCUGCUGGAGGAGCGCUUCGCCGAGCUCAGCCCGUUCGCGGGUCGCGCCGCGGCGGUGCUGCUGGGCUGUGCGCCCGCUGCCACCACGGCCGAGGUGACGCCACGCGAGGAGCGGGCCCCGGCGUGGGCGACCGAGCCUCGCCUCCACCCGGCCUCUGGGCCGGCCGCCGCCCGGCUGCUCAAGCCCGAGCUGCAGGUGUGCGUGUUCUGCCGGAACAACAAGGAGGCGGUGGCGCUCUACACCACCCACAUUCUCAAGGGCCCCGACGGGCGAGUGCUGUGCCCGGUGCUGCGCCGCUACACGUGUCCCCUGUGCGGCGCCAGCGGCGACAACGCGCACACCAUCAAAUACUGCCCGCUCUCCAAAGUGCCACCGCUGCCAGCCGCCCGCGCGCCGCCGCCACCGCGCAGCGCCAGGGACAGCCUGGCCGGCAAGAAGCUGCGCUGA
Molecule: messenger RNA, 912 nt
Organism: Castor canadensis (American beaver)
Lineage: Eukaryota; Metazoa; Chordata; Mammalia; Rodentia; Castoridae
Source: RefSeq, a predicted model, not a curated record